UUGAAUAAUCUUUUAAUAAAUGACCAAUAAAACUGUAAACAAAUUUAGCAAAAUAUUGCAAAAAUGUCAGAAAAUUAUAUAGUUUUAAAUAAAAACCACUUUAUUGAUCCAAAGGAAAUGUAACUUGUGUUCUGUGUCUGUCGCCCUCUGGUGGCCGAUGGAUCUUCAACCAUAUAAUCUGUGACCUCUGACCCCUCAGGCCGCCGCUCCUCUGCCUCCAUGCUUCAUCGCCUCCUCACGCUGCCGUCUCAGCUGCUGGACGAAGACGACGAAGACGCCGCCGCCAAGGAGACGCUCAUCGCCCUGGCAACCAACGGCAGCAGCGACCAGCGGGACGACGCGGAGCCGACGGUCCGGGCCGAGGAGGACGAGGAGGAGGACGAGGAGGAGGAGGAGGGGGACAAAGGGAGGAAGAAGAAGCGGCGGCGCGUUUGGUCGGAGUGCGAGGAAUGCGGCCGGCGGUUCAGCCGCAUGUCGCUGCUGAAGGCUCACCGCCAGACGCACACCGCCGGCGACUCGGCCGCCGCCGACACGUCGUCCUCAUCGCCGCCGCCGGCCGGCGCCUCCUCGCCGCUGCGCUGCUCCGAAUGCGGCAAGAGGUUCUCGUCCAACACCCGGCUGCACAGCCACGUCCGGACCCAGCACCCCAACCAGUCCUGAGGCUUUUACUUUGAAAGGCAGCAGGAAGUGGGAUCAGCGAGGCCCGUUUACCUCGGAACCAGAGCAGAGUUCUGGUUGUGGAAACCGUAUCCACCUGAUUCUGCAGCCAGAAGAAACAUUUUUAGGGUUUGAAGCAGAAAAAUUUAACUAAGGGAACCAGAACCAGAGGUCCAGAACCAGAGGUCCAGAACCAGAGGUCCAGACCCGAGGCAUCCGGUACCGAGCUGCAGCUACCAUCAGGACAACAGAACCGUUAGUCUGCGGCCAAUUUUACCAGAAUUUCUUUUUCUGACAAAGAAAAUAAAACGAGGUUCUGAGAACUUCCCAACCAGAACCAGAACCACUCGGACUUUGGGUUUUACAGGAACCAGAGAGGAUCUCUGAUAUGCAGGACUCAGAACUUUAAUUCAUUUAGAGAUCAUCUAGUUGAAUUUCUCAGAAUCGGAACCAACUGGACCCGGAGAACUGAGGCCCUCUUCUUCUUCUUCUCCUCCUCCGUGUGUAAAUUUGUCCUCCAGGUGGACAGGAAGUGACCUCACGCCCUGAGGCCUCCCGCCGCCUGACGCUUUGUUUCGCUCCACAUGUCGGAUCAGAACCGGGCUUUCUAAGUGCCACCGGACUCUUCCUGGUUACUCACUUGGCCGGCGUCGUUCCCUGACCCCCGCUCUACUUCCUGUCGGCCAUGUUGCUUCAGAUGUUUACAGAGAGGAGCCGGUCGGUCCGCGGCGGCGUCACAUCGUCACUGCCAGCAAGAUUUCAAGUCAAAACGAGCCGUUUGCUUUUCCCUCCCUGCUGAGCCGAAAGGGCUUAAAAUAAAACGUAUUCAAAUAUAAUAAGUUAUAACGUAAAACUAAAAGGUAUCGGGACGUUUAAUUAAAAGUUUUAGCACUUAGAUGAAAGAUCAGAAAAGCUCUUACUGUUUUAUCAAAUAUUACAGAGAAUUAUGCUUGAAAUCAAAGAUUUCAGAUAUAAAAAAAUAUGCAAAAAACUAUUCAACCGUUUUAAGAAAGAGUAAAAUAAGAUAAGAAAAUGUAAAUUUAAUUUAAAACAAAUUCAAUAUUGAACAGUUUUAAAAAUAAUUUAAAAAGAGAUUCAUUUGAUAAAUUAUAUUAAUAUUCAUAUAAUUAUAAUGAAUUACAAAUUUUAAAAAAGAUGAAAAGCAAAUUUUGAUUAUUUAAAGAAUAAAGAUCAGAAAGAAAAACCUGAAAUUUGUACUUUUAUUUUGAAAGCAAUUUGGAAUAAAAUGAUUUUUAGUUCUUUUAAAUAUUGAAAUGAAAAACAUUGAGCUUCAUAUUAAUUUAUAGCUUUUAUUUGAGUUUUUGCCGUGGCACAAAAAUCAUGAAUAUUUUACAUUUAACUGUAAUCUUUUAAAAAACUUUAGAUUUUAUUUGUGGAUGCAGAAAAUGUCCUGUUGCUCUGACUCGUUGAUCCUGACGUGAUUUUCCUGCCUGAAAUCUCAGAUUUUUAUUGUUUUGAUCUGGAUCAGCUGACAGGUGGAUCUCUCGGUUCUUCUCGUGAACACAGACUCUGUUUUUAUCCUUUCGUUUCUCGCCUCGUGAUGAAGCUCCUGGUUUCUAAUCGGAGAUGAAGGUCAGGAUCUGCAGAGCGUUUUCGGUUUGGUCUCUGCCGACCCGGCAUGUAAAAAACCUUGUUGGGGGUCGAUUUUUGUUUAUUUCCCGGUUUUCGAUUCGCUGACAUCUGAACUUCUGCGAACGCCUCGUGUUCGGUUGGACCGACUCGUUUGCACUCUCAGCCUCCACCGUGUUCACAUACCUCAUUUUUUACAAGUGUUUCUGUGUCCAAACAGACCCGAUUACCUCAGAUGUACAGCGCUGAUAUUUGGCUACGUCAAAGUGGAUUUUCUUGGAGUUUUCUAAAGCAAACCGUUUGUUUCUGUUUGGGUGCGUGUCAGAAAAUCACGAGAAGCUGAAGCUGUUUGGUAAACAACAAACAUUUAAAUGUUAGAAUCUACAAAUAUUUAUUAAUUUUUUCUUGGUAGAGAUUUAUGGACAGGAUACGACCAAAUACAUUUGGUCGAAUUGAUUUGAUUCAAAAAACGUUUCAAAAUAUUUAGAUUUUUAUCAGAUAUAUGUCUAUUACGACGCUUUUAAAUCAUAUUAAAGCUAAAGUUUUCUCCUUUCAAUGUGUUUUGCAUGUAAUUUUGGGAAUUAAAAUAAUAAAAUUCAAAUGUUAAACACUUUAAUUUGGGAAAAGAAGAAAAUUAUGUAAAAUGCCCCCAAAAAUCUGACGCAAGUUGAUCAUUUUCACUUAAACAGAGAAUAAAUGAUGCGUUUCUUUUACCGAACAGCUUCAGUUCAGUGUUCUGAUCCGGUUUCAGAGGAGAACUGGAACCAGGUGAGCGUUACCUGGAGGUUACCUGGUGUCCUCCAACAGGCGCUGUGAUCAUGUGACCUCUUGAACCAAUCACUGCUCCUCCUGUCAUGUUUACAAAGCCAUGAGAGAAAUGCACCCGUGAUCGGAGCGAUCUGUUAUCCAGAUUGUUUUAAUAUCAAAAUAAACCCAAUUAAAACCAGCAUUUAGGAACAUUUUAACAUAAAGUUUGAUUGAUCUGAUGUAAUAUUUCAGAAAUAAAGCAAUAAUUUAAGCAUUGGAGUGAUUCAGUCAGAUUUAAAGUUUGAGAUUUCCCCAGUUGAGCAGAUUUCCAGCGGGUGCGCGUCUCUCCAUCCCACGUUUCUAAAGGAGGCUGGCGCCGUGACGUCGGGUUCACGUCGUCCUCUGAGACGCAUCCAGACGCCGUGAAUGUGUACAUAUUUCAGCUGUUUUUGUUGUUUUAUUUGAAGAGAAAACCAUGUUACUGUUGAACCUCCAGCAGCGAGCGCAGAGGCGUCUGAAAAGGUCAGCUGAGCAGGAGCGGAUAGACGGACGGACUCUGGGGUUCCUCAGGGAACGACUCUCGGUCCUCCUGAUGUUCGAUGCAGGUGUGGGGGUGAAAGGGACGUUUUUAAAGAUCUUUAAUUUUAUUAUUAUAUAUUUUUUUUUUUACAGAACUAUCUGUUUUUAUUAAUGCAGCCAAACGUGACUGAUGUUCAUAUUCUUAUGGAUUUCCUCAUUGUUUUUGUACUUCGGACAUCUUGUUUCUACUUCCUGUAUGAUGUCGAUGAACUGUGUUUGACAAAGAAAGUUCAUCUCUGUGUUUGUUUGGAUUUGAUGCAAUACUUUUAUAAAAUAUAGCGUGUUUUUUGUAAUUUGAUGAAUCAAUGUAAACGUUCUUCAGUCUGAACAUGAGUGAUGAAGAGCAUGGAGCCUUCAUCAGAAGAAAUGCAGACCAACCAUCAGUUUGUUUUAAUUCAUGCUCUGUGUCUGUUAUUUAACUGGUGAUGUGAUGAUGAUGAUGAAGGCCACGGUGGAGGUGUUUUUGUUUCUUUUCUAAUAUUUCUGACCUGUUUUAGUCGAUGAGACCGGGUACUUUUAAUGUAAAAAUCUAAAUAAAUGUUCCCAACCACA
This is a messenger RNA of Poeciliopsis prolifica (blackstripe livebearer), 4125 nucleotides long. RefSeq names its product zinc finger protein 526-like. Gene Ontology annotation, biological process: regulation of transcription by RNA polymerase II. NCBI's taxonomy places the organism in Eukaryota, Metazoa, Chordata, Actinopteri, Cyprinodontiformes, Poeciliidae. Gene Ontology annotation, molecular function: DNA-binding transcription factor activity; RNA polymerase II cis-regulatory region sequence-specific DNA binding. The transcript has 2 exons. The record is from RefSeq and is a predicted model, not a curated record. The coding region runs from base 220 to 660 and encodes 146 amino acids.